GCUACGUGUAUAUAUAGUUGCUAGUUCUUGCUAGCCUCAGCAGUUAUAUUCGCGUUUCCCAUCUGUUGCGAGGCAAAAUUUCAAAUAAAGCCUUUUGAUUGGAGGAAGAGGUAGUCGUUUUUCCUGCCCUUUCCUUAUAAAAAAUCUUUCGGAGUUGACGUCGAAUGGCGACGUAACGGGUUAAAUAGUUCAGUUUUAUCGGUCGGCUAGUGUUGGCUCUUAAAAAAGAGAAAAGAUAUAAUGUAUAUAUAUAUAUUCGUGUAAUCUAAGCGGCUACGUUAUAAUUAAAUGAAUGUGCAGCCGCUUUAAAGAAUGUGACUUAAAGUAAAAGGCUAGUGUGUACGUUAUAAUAUAUCGUGGUGUGUAAUCAGAAAAUGUUUCAUCACGAAUACGAGAAACGACUAUUGAAGUCAAAUAGCGAGGGCCACAUAGAUAAUUUAAGCACUCCUGUUCAUUACACGCCUGUAUAUUUUUCACCAAGUAAAAUGACCAACAAUAGUUUUGAUCGAUUUAUACCGACAAGGUCGGGUAACAACUGGCAGACAACCUUUUCAAUGAUAUCUGAAAACGGCCGAAGUGGUCUUGCGACAAAGAAGACUCGUGAAAAUGGUGAAGGCAGUCGAGACGGUAUUGCGUAUUCCUGUCUUUUAAAAAAUGAGCUGUUAGGUGCUAGCAUUGAAGACGUUAAAGGUCAAUGCGAGGAAAGACGAAUUCUCUCACCUUUGAUGUCCAAAAAUUUAUUUAAAUAUACUACACCAACUAAGGAUCAUACACUUUUGGAUCAAAGCUCGCCUUAUUCACUUUCACCUUUAAGUGCUAAAAGUCAAAAAUUAUUACGUUCACCUAGAAAAGCGACUAGAAAAAUAUCUAGAAUACCAUUUAAAGUACUCGACGCUCCUGAAUUGCAAGAUGACUUUUAUUUAAAUUUGGUCGAUUGGUCAUCGCAAAAUGUUCUUAGCGUUGGCUUAGGUAGUUGUGUCUACUUGUGGUCAGCUUGUACCAGUCAAGUAACCAGACUGUGUGAUCUGUCCAGUGAUGGCAAUAGCGUCACCUCGGUAGCCUGGAACGAAAGAGGAAACUUAGUUUCAGUUGGAACGCAUUUAGGAUACAUUCAAGUAUGGGACGUUGCUGUAAACAAACAAGUAAGCAAACUACAUGGACACAGUGCCAGAGUUGGUGCUUUGGCAUGGAAUGGAGAAGUUCUCUCUUCUGGUAGUAGAGACAGAUUAAUAUUACAAAGAGACGUUAGAACACCUUGUGUCGUGAGUGAACGACGUUUGGGAGCUCACAGACAAGAAGUUUGUGGCUUAAAAUGGUCUCCGGAUAAUCAGUACUUGGCCUCUGGUGGGAAUGACAAUCGUCUUUAUGUUUGGAAUUUACAUUCUUUGUCACCGAUACAAACUUAUACUGAACACUUGGCUGCUGUCAAGGCAAUCGCUUGGUCUCCACAUCAUCAUGGCUUACUGGCUUCAGGUGGUGGUACUGCAGAUAGAUGUAUCAGAUUUUGGAAUACUUUAACUGGUCAACCUAUGCAGUGCGUUGAUACUGGAUCCCAAGUUUGUAACUUGGCUUGGAGUAAGCACAGUUCAGAACUAGUCAGUACACAUGGCUAUUCCCAAAAUCAAAUAUUAGUUUGGAAGUAUCCAAGUUUAACACAGGUUGCAAAAUUAACUGGACAUUCUUAUAGAGUUUUGUACUUAGCCAUGUCACCUGAUGGUGAAGCUAUUGUAACAGGUGCUGGAGAUGAAACUCUUCGUUUUUGGAAUGUGUUCAGUAAAGCUCGCAGUCAGAAAGAAAACAAGUCUGUACUAAAUUUAUUCACAAGCAUUCGAUAAAUUUAUAUUUACUAAAUUAUCAUUGAAAUUUAUAAUUUUAUGUAUUGUACAUACAUAUAUUGCAUAUACGAUAAUAGUAUUCUAAAAGAAUCAUGAGAUAUAUAAAACAUAUAUAGUUUUAGACUAUAAAUAUUUAGAUUUGUAGAUAAGACUAUUCAGCUGGUGGUUGUAGUAUAAGUUCAUAAAUGCACAGCCUGCAAUAGAAUGAGUCUAGUGUGCAAUAUGUCACUACUUUGGUAGGGACUAGGUAUGCCCUUAUAAGGAAAUAUGCAAGAAUUUAUAUUUUAUUUGAAUUAUUUUUCUUAUAUACUUUAUAUAUUAUUUUUUUUUUUUUUCUAUGU
Messenger RNA from Polistes dominula (European paper wasp), 2176 nucleotides. RefSeq names its product fizzy and cell division cycle 20 related (gene fzr). The record is from RefSeq and is a predicted model, not a curated record. Gene Ontology annotation, biological process: positive regulation of ubiquitin protein ligase activity; positive regulation of anaphase-promoting complex-dependent catabolic process; anaphase-promoting complex-dependent catabolic process. Lineage: Eukaryota; Metazoa; Arthropoda; Insecta; Hymenoptera; Vespidae. Gene Ontology annotation, cellular component: anaphase-promoting complex. Gene Ontology annotation, molecular function: anaphase-promoting complex binding; ubiquitin ligase activator activity; protein binding.